AUGGCCUCUAAGAGUAUUAUUGCUGAUUUAAAUAAAGGAGAGAAAUUGGAUGGGGAUAAUUAUGACAUUUGGCAUCGAAAGAUCCGAUAUGUCUUGAAUGAACAAGAGGUCUUGGAGACCCUAACCCAAUCCAUGACUGCUCCUCAACGAGGGGACACUCCUCAACAUCGACGCGAUCUUGAUGCCUAUGAGAGUUGGUUCAAGAAAGAUCGUUCUGCGCACUUCACAUUGUUAAGCAGCAUGAGCAACGAUCUUCUAGGCGAAUUUGAAGAGUGUCAAACUGCCCAUGACAUGUGGGAAGCCCUCAAGUUGAGAUAUGGAGGCACUUCGGCUACUAGGCUGCGCGGAUUAACAAUGACGUUUGACUCAUACUCAAUGCGCUAUAAUCAUACAAUGAAGCAGCAUUUGAGAGUGAUGUCUUCUAUGAUUCGCGAGCUUAAAGUCGCUGGAAACAAUCUCACUAAUGAAUAG
This is a messenger RNA of Corylus avellana, 471 nucleotides long. RefSeq lists its product as uncharacterized. NCBI's taxonomy places the organism in Eukaryota, Viridiplantae, Streptophyta, Magnoliopsida, Fagales, Betulaceae. The record is from RefSeq and is a predicted model, not a curated record.